AUGAGGUUGGUUGAGCUACAGAACCCGCCUUCGUCCACCACGAAAACUUCGGUCGGCGUGCUCGGCGUUUCGACGAAUUCAAGUUGCACCGAUCCAUUGAACCUGACACCCACGAUCGUGGUCGACGGGUCUACGGUGGCGGAGGCCGAAACAACGGCCUGCGAGUACGACACCUUUUGCACCUUCUACCAGAGCCUGAUUACGCACGUCGGCGCGAAUGAAGACAGGGACUACUACGCGGCAUGGCUGGAGCAUCGGCUGAAGCUGGCGAAAGGGUCGGCGCGGAGCCGGAGACGUUCCAUUGACUUGUUCAUGGGUGGUCUGCCGCUGAGAGAAGUGGCGUUCAUCGUGGAACGACUCCGCGAGUCGGUCGACACUCGACUGAGUGACCAUCACAUUGUCGCCUACACGGACGACAUCGUGAAGGCCAUCGAGAGCAAUACGUCGAUUGUGGAGGUUUCGGCGUUCAGUCAGAUAAGCCCGUGUCGGUGCAGGCUGUUCAACUGCUUGUCCGCGCGGUCUACGGCCAUCACAUCGCUGGACCUGACGGGCGGUAUCUGUGUCGAAUCCACUCAAAUCAUCGCCGACUCUUGCGCGCAGAGCCUGAAGAGGCUGUCACUUUCGACAGGAUGUUCUGAUCAGGAAGUGGACGGAUUCACCGUAGACCUGGUGUGCGAGGCGGUGGCCGACGCCGGCAUGCUCGAGGUUCUCCAGGUUGGCAACGUGGUGGGAGACUACGAAGAGUGGGCCGACGGUCUUAUCCGUGCGCUCGACGCGUGCCCCAUCACAUCCUUGCGCAUCGACGACACCAUCUUCGAGAUACCGUGCGUGCCGGGAAUGGUGCGCGUCUUGCCCAAGUUGCAAGCGACCGACGUCAAGCUCACGCAGUGCGACUUUGAUGGCUGGGGAAAACCCGUGUUCGAUGCACUGUUCUCGAACGAGAACAUCCGGUGGCUCGACGUCUCCUCCACCAAGAUUGGCGACGGGAGCGUCGGCGCGUUGGUGGCCAUGGUGACUCGAGGAACACUGACUCGGCUGGCUGUUGGCAACUGCGACAUCGGCAGGGAGAGCAUCCGUCGUGUGUUGGAGGCGACGACGCACGCUGGCAGCAACCUGGAGUUCGUCAGCAUCUUCGACAACGACAUCGAUCUUCCAUCCAUCUUCGAGGGAUUGGGCAAAACUUCGCUGACGGGAAUGCACGUCGGCGAGCUGCGCAACUGCGACCAAGCGGUCGCCAAGUUCGUGGCCGACACGCGGUGUCACAUUGACACCAGCAACUCCGACGUUUGCUACGGCGGAGGGGGUGGCGUCUUCCCCUGGCGCACGAAGAGUCACGAGUGGUUUAUGUUUUCUUGA
Molecule: messenger RNA, 1356 nt
Organism: Ectocarpus siliculosus
Lineage: Eukaryota; Phaeophyceae; Ectocarpales; Ectocarpaceae
Source: the annotation of a GenBank genome assembly